ACCAUAAGUGCCUGGUUUUUUCUGUGUGUGUGUGUGAGAGCCACAGCACAGACCUUGACAAUACCCAAGAGGAAAAACAUUACUGCGUACAGUUUGAAUCACUGAAGGGGCAUUUUCAUAAUCUUUGAGCUGCUAAAGGUGUGACAGGUUUGGGACACUGAUGGAGUGCCACUCCCUGGAUUUAUUUUCUGGUGAAGACAAUGAGCUGGAUUUGGUUAAGGUUGCUGGCAAGAGUUUUGGUGUGGAUGAAGGAGCUGAUGCUUUAAAAAUUCAUCUGCCAGGUGAAUAUGAGAAAUCGAUCUGCCAAGAGAGAAAAGAUGAGUUGAGGAUCAACAGUAAGCUUGACAGUGACUAUGAAUUUGCAAAGUCGAACAACAUUGACCAACUAAACCACGACUUCCAGAAGAUUUUGGAAGUGAGGCAGAGGAGGAACGUGAGGAAGAUCUCUGAGCACAAACAACAACAGCCAGCACCUGAGAUAGUGGCUGAUUUUGUUGAUGAAGAGGACUUUCUGAAAGCAGUAGUGGAAAACAAAUUACCAGUGGUUGAGAGUUAUCUCGCCAGGCGGGCAGACCCAAACGCAUGCGAUAGUUUCAACUGCACAGCUCUCCACAGAGCAUGUUCUCAGGGGAAUGUUGAGAUUGUGAGGAGACUGCUGGAAGCUGGGGCUUUAAUUGAAAACAAGGAUAAGCUUGACGCCACUGCUGUUCACUGGGCCUGCCGUGGAGGAAGCCUGCCUGUUCUCGAGCUGCUCCUCAACCACAAUGGCAACAUCCAUGCCAAAGACAAGCUCCAGAGUACUCCUCUUCAUGUGGCCGUGAGGACAGGCCACUAUGAAUGUGCUGAACAUCUCAUUCACUGUGGUGCCGACGUCAACGCCAAAGACAGAGAGGGAGAUACGCCAAUGCAUGAUGCUGUACGGCUGAACAGAUUCAAAUUUAUCCAGCUCCUCCUGUUGCAUGGAGCCAAUCUGAAAUUGAAGAACUAUGAGGGUAAAUCACCAAUGGACAGCGUUUUGAAGUGGCAGAAUGGAGCCAAAUCUAUCCUAGACAACUAUAAGCACAGUAAAAACUCACAAGAAAAGUAAAAAGAUGCAGCAACAAGUUGUACAAGGUUGUUGAGCAGAAAGUGAUUCAUUUGGUGGGCUGCCUGCUACACACGUUGGAACGUCAAGCAAAAUGUGUUGAAAAUAUUAUGUGAAAAUGUGAAAUAUUUUAUGAGGGUAUUGUAAAGUACAGUGAAAUAUCACUAAUAGACUAAUUUUGAAAAGAAAUGCAGGCUUGAAGUCUAUUGUUUGCAGAGCAGUUUUUGGCAGUUCUAGAUUACAAAUUAAUGACAUGUUUAUUCCUGAGGAUUUCUCUAAAGCCUAACAAACCAAUAUUGGGCUUAAAUUGUGUGCCUUGUUUGAGUGUGCGUGUGUGUGUAUAUAUAUAUAUAUAU
Hemibagrus wyckioides is the source of this 1440-nucleotide messenger RNA. RefSeq names its product ankyrin repeat domain 1b (cardiac muscle) (gene ankrd1b). Bases 161 to 1087 code for a protein of 308 amino acids. Gene Ontology annotation, molecular function: RNA polymerase II-specific DNA-binding transcription factor binding. Gene Ontology annotation, biological process: regulation of transcription by RNA polymerase II. The record is from RefSeq and is a predicted model, not a curated record. Gene Ontology annotation, cellular component: nucleus. Lineage: Eukaryota; Metazoa; Chordata; Actinopteri; Siluriformes; Bagridae. The transcript has 10 exons.